UUCGGCGACGAACAUUGAUGUCGUCAUCGAGGGCCCGCCUCUCCGUCGGCGACCCAUUUCCGAACUGCAGCAGAGCAUGAGGAUCUUAUGGAGGCCAUUUGGAUUUGGAUUCUCAAGAAGACAUCUCAAAGUGGAAAGCUGUGGAAUAACUGAAUCAGAAUCAUCGAUUCCACUAGCUUGGGUGUCACUGAUACAGAAACCUAACAGAGCACCUGAUAUUUUCUCGUUGGAUCAAAGAAAAAGAUUCUCAACCAUGCCUGAAAUAGAAACAAAUCGGAGAGACUCUGAAUUGUUUUCACCACCCUCUGAUGUUCGAGGAAUGACAAAACUUGAUAGAACAGCUUUUAAAAAAACAGUCACCAUCCCAGUGCUUAAAGUGAGGAAAGAAAUAGUCAAUCAGUUGAUGCGAUCCCUUAAAAAGGCAGCACUGCAGCGCCCAGGCAUCAAACGUGUGAUUGAAGAUCCAGAAGAUGAAGAAAGUAGACUAAUUAUGUUGAAUCCCUAUAAAAUCUUUACCAGUGAUUCCUUUGAGAAAGAAGAACUCAGUAUUUUAAAGCAACUAAAUGUCAGUCCACAGAUAUCUAAAUAUGAUUUGGAACUAACUUAUGAAAACUUUAAAUCAGAAGAAAUAUUGAGAGCCGUGCUCCCUGAAGGUCAAGAUGUGACUUCAGGGUUUAGCCGAGUCGGACAUAUCGCCCACCUGAACCUUCGAGAUCAUCAGCUACCUUACAAGCAUUUAAUUGGCCAAGUAACAAUUGACAAAAAUCCAGGAAUCACCUCAGCAGUAAAUAAAAUCAAUAAUAUUGAUAAUACCUACCGAAAUUUCCAAAUGGAAGUACUUUCUGGGGAGGAGAAUAUGAUGACCAAGGUUCGAGAAAACAACUACACCUAUGAAUUUGAUUUUUCUAAAGUCUAUUGGAAUCCUCGUCUCUCCACAGAACACAGCCGUAUCACAGAACUUCUCAAACCUGGGGAUGUCCUAUUUGAUGUUUUUGCUGGGGUUGGGCCCUUUGCCAUUCCAGCAGCAAAGAAAAACUGCACUGUAUUUGCUAAUGAUCUCAAUCCUGAAUCCCAUAAAUGGCUAUUGCACAAUUGUAAAUUAAAUAAAGUGGACCAAAAGGUGAAAGUCUUUAACUUGGAUGGGAAAGACUUCCUCCAAGGACCCGUCAGAGAAGAGUUAAUGCAGCAACUGGGAUUACUGUCAAAAGAAAGAAAACACUCUGUGCACAUUGUCAUGAACUUGCCAGCAAAGGCAGUUGAGUUUCUCAGUGCUUUCAAAUCACUCUUAGAUGGACAGCCAUGCAGCAGUGAGCUCCUUCCCAUAGUGCACUGUUACAGCUUUUCCAAAAAUGCUAAUCCUGCUAAGGAUGUUCAGCAACAAGCUGGAACUGUGUUAGGUGUUUCCUUGGAGGCAGGCAGUUCAGUUCACCUAGUAAGAAAUGUGGCCCCCAACAAGGAAAUGUUAUGCAUCACCUUUCAGAUUCCUGCUGCUGUACUCUACAAGAAUCAGACUGAAAAUCAAGAGACUCAUGAUGAUCCACCUCUUAAACGCCAGAGGACAGAUAGAGACUUUUAAGAAGACAAAACACCAAUUGCUUCAAUCACUUAAUUGGAAAUAUUUUCUCUAUCUCCCCAUUAGACCUCUAUGUAGUGAAAUAUCAUUUGUAUGAUUUCAUAUUUUAGUAUUCAGUUGUUUUAGUAUUGAACCAUUUUAUAUUUUGCCUUGCUGUAUUACAAAUCAUAUUUAACUUUUUGUCAGAUAAAUAUGUUUAAAUACCGUCUUUCUGUUGGGAAAAUAGUUUUUGAAGGUGGGAUAAUUGUGCGCUACCUGGGAAAGCACUAAUCAUUGUUCGGUUAUUCUUAGUUGAAUAGUAUAGCUAAGUUUUAUAUAGGUACUUCUUUACUAUCAGCAUAAAACUAAUAACAAAUGAGAUUAUUUAUAUCAGAGAUAGGAAAACUAUGUCCAGCAGGCCAAAUCUGGCCCACCGCCUGCUUUUGUAUGACAGGUGACCUAAGAAUGGUCUUUACUCUUUUUUUUUUUUUUUUCUUUUGGCCAUGCCUAUGGCAUGGCAAUUUCCUGAGCCAGGGAUCAAACCAGAGCCACAGCAGUGACAGUAUCGGAUCCUUAAGCUGUUGGACUGGUUCUUACAUUUUUAAAUGGUUGAAAAGGAAUCAAAAGAAUAACAUUUUAUGACAUGAAAAUUGUAUGAAAUUUGAAUUUCACUGUCCAUAAAUAAAGUUUUAUUGGA
Messenger RNA from Phacochoerus africanus (Common warthog), 2249 nucleotides. RefSeq names its product tRNA methyltransferase 5 (gene TRMT5). The transcript has 5 exons. Gene Ontology annotation, cellular component: mitochondrial matrix; cytoplasm. The record is from RefSeq and is a predicted model, not a curated record. The coding region runs from base 77 to 1576 and encodes 499 amino acids. Gene Ontology annotation, biological process: tRNA N1-guanine methylation; mitochondrial tRNA methylation. NCBI's taxonomy places the organism in Eukaryota, Metazoa, Chordata, Mammalia, Artiodactyla, Suidae.